Molecule: messenger RNA, 1992 nt
Organism: Oncorhynchus masou masou (cherry salmon)
Lineage: Eukaryota; Metazoa; Chordata; Actinopteri; Salmoniformes; Salmonidae
Product: adhesion G protein-coupled receptor B3-like
Exons: 6
Coding region: 527-1909 (460 amino acids)
Cellular component (GO): plasma membrane
Molecular function (GO): G protein-coupled receptor activity
Source: RefSeq, a predicted model, not a curated record
UUAUCUUAGUGGCUGUGACGUGAUAUUGCAGCCCCAGUCCUAAGCAGGGUGAGCGAGCAGAGCGGUUUCUAUCUCUCCUCCAUACUUACUCAGUAUUCAAACAUCCGUCCGCUAAGGAUUUUUUUGGACUACUUGCUGCUUCGUCUUGAUAGGCUAAUAUAUCUGGAGAAAAGACACGAAGGGACCCGUCGACGAUCCAUAGAGGUAUACCUUCACGGUAAUUUGGUAGGUUUUUGUCCCCCCAAUUAUUCUACUAUUCCUCUAUUGGGCUGUCGCGAGUUGUUUCGCUUCUCACUGGGUCCGUUUUGAUGGAAAAAAGCGACGCGGAGGAGAUGAUCCAGACCGGAGUCUAACGCAUUUUUUUUUUGUCCAUUGACGAUCAUCUUGUUGCAUUGGACUUCUAUUGUGGGCUAUGGGAAGUAUCGAUUCGCACGGAGACAGCACAUUUUGCUCUUCAUAAAGGAUGUGGUCAAGUAUUUUGGAAAAAUAGCCAUAGCUUCCGGAGUGUAAGGCCAAAUGACAUAGGAUGAAGGCUAUUCGUAACCAGUUGAUUUAUAUAUUUUCCACCUAUCUCCUGGUUAUGUUUGGAUUAACUGGUGCACAAGACUACUGGUGUUCCACUUUGGUCAAAGGGGUCAUAUAUGGAUCUUACUCAGUGACUGAGAUGUUUCCCAAGAACUACACAAAUUGCACAUGGACGUUGGAGAACCCUGACCCUACCAAAUACAGCAUCUACCUUAAACUAUACAAACGAGACUUGAGCUGCUCCGAGUUCUCUUUGCUUGCUUAUCAAUUCGAUCACUACUCACACGAGAAGAUCAAUGAAUUGCUGAAAAACAACGAGUCUAUAGUGUACCUGUGUGAUUCCAAGAAUAUGUAUAUAUUUUUGCAGUAUGACAAGAAUUUUGUGCAGCUACGGAGGGUUUUCCCUUACGAUUAUAACGGAUUGCAGAAGACGGACGAAGAGGAGAAGUCUGUGGUGGAAUUCUUGGUCUUGAACAAGGCGAGCCCCAGUCAAUUUGGAUGUCAGGUGCUGUGCACGUGGCUGGAAAACUGCCUGAAAUCGGAGAAAGGAACUGUGGAAUCAUGUGGAAUAGUGUAUACGAAAUGCACCUGUCCCCAGCACCUAGGCGACGGAGAAUCAGAAAGUAUGCUUUUGCUUAACAACGUGGUUUUGCCUUUAAAUCCCCAAACGGAGGGAUGCCUGACUCCACAAAUCCGUGCUGGGCAGGUGUGCAACAUCAGUGCAGAGGUUAAACGACCAGCAAAGGAGGAAUAUGGAAUGAUCGGCGAACAUACUGUAAAAAGUCAGCGACCCAGAUCAGUCUUUGACACAAAGGCCCUGCAGGAGCAAGCUGAAUCUGCUAAAUUUAUGGCACAAACUGGUGAAUCUGGUGCAGAGGAGUGGUCCCAGUGGAGCUCAUGCUCAGUUUCAUGCGGCCAAGGGUCGCAGGUGCGAACAAGAACAUGUGGUUCACCAUACGGAACACACUGCAGCGGCCCUUUAAGAGAGUCAAGGGUUUGCAAUAACACUGUCCCCUGUCCAGUGCAUGGCGUCUGGGAGGAGUGGUCACCAUGGAGCCUGUGUUCGUUUACGUGUGGGCGUGGCCACCGCACUAGGAACAGGAUGUGUGCCCCGCCCCAACAUGGAGGGAGAGCCUGUGACGGGCCUGAGACCCAGAGCAAACUCUGCAACAUCGCCCUCUGUCCAGUGGACGGCCAGUGGCAGGAGUGGAGCCUGUGGAGUGACUGUUCAGUGACCUGUGCCAACGGGACCCAGCAGAGGACCAGACAAUGCUCAGCCGCAGCCCACGGUGGGUCGGAGUGUCGUGGCCACUGGGCAGAGAGCAGAGAGUGUUACAAUCCAGACUGCACAGGUAACACACUGACUGGGCCACUUAGCUAUUAAUGCCAUCAUCAUCAUCAUCAUCGCCAUCAUCAUCACUAUCAUCAUCAUCAUCACCACCACCAUCAUCAUCACCAUCAUCAUCA